AUGACUCCCACGUACCCCCGUCCCGACUAUCAACGUACGGCCCUGAAUUGGACGACUUUGGACGGGCAGUGGGACAUCGUGUUUGAUGAUAAGGACGCUGGCAGAGCCGAGUUCUGGCAGAGCAAAGGCAUCCCGGCCGAUUCCAAGCGUCAGAUCCAAGUCCCUUUCGCUUUCCAAGCGCCUGCAUCUGGUCUUGGCCUGAACGAAGUCCACGAGGUCCUCUGGUAUGAGCGAAAGAUUGCUGACAUCCGGAGCGCCGAGGAGCUCGCCAAGGGCAACCGACUAGUCCUGCGAUUCGGCGCCGUUGACUACAAGUGCUCAGCGUGGGUUGAUGGCCACCUUGUUGGCUCCCACCGUGGCGGCCACGUAUCAUUCGAUCUAGACGUCACGGAUGCGAUCGAGGCUGCUAGCGACAAAAACAACGCGACGUUGACGAUCCGCGUAGAGGAUUCGGCGUACGAUCUUGCACAACCCCGUGGCAAGCAGUAUUGGCGCGAGACUCCGGAGAGUAUCUUUUAUCAUCCCACCAGCGGUAUUUGGCUUUCGGUAUGGCUCGAGAGUGUGCCGCAAAUGCGCCUCGCGACGAGCAGUGAAGGCACGAUCCUGCGAUCUGACGAUGUCAAGAACGCUCAGCUGCACGCCAGAGUUGCUGUGACCGGACGUCCUGUUGGAUUUGGCUGCUCGGUGGAGAUAGUAUCGAGCAUAGGCGGCCAGCAGGUCGGCAAGUCUGAGAAGAAAGAGUUGCCCAAGGACAAGGGUUUCGUCAACGUCGAUGUUCCCAUGACAGUGACUGAUGUUGCUGGCCUCAAGAGCAAGGGGUUGCCUUUCAACGUCGACGGGGCUGUGUCCGAGAACGGCGUUGCCCUGUGGGCACCUGAGCAUCCUCUCCUUUACGACCUGACUAUCCGGCUAUACGAUUCCUCAGAUACUCUCGUAGAUGAGGUUCAGACCACUACGGGCAUGCGCAGUAUAUCUUGGAACAACGGCGAUAGUACGUUCCGCCUCAACGGCAAGCCUUACUUCCAGGCACUUGUUCUCGAUCAGGGAUACUGGCCUCGCACUGGCAUGACUCCUCCUUCACCAGAUGCCCUGAAAGCAGACAUCGAAAUGUCAAUUGCAAUGGGCUUCAAUGGCUGCCGGAAGCACCAGAAGGUCGAAGACCCUCUCUUCCUCUACUGGUCUGAUCGUCUCGGAUAUCUGGUUUGGGGUGAGAUGGCCAGCGCCUACGAGUUCAAUGACGAUUACGUCGAGGCUUUCAAUCAGGAGUGGCUAGAAGCAAUGAAGAGAGAUAUCAACCACCCUUGUAUUAUCACUUGGACCAUUGCCAACGAAAGCUGGGGAUACGACAAGCUCAAGGACAACAUCGAGCAGCGCAAUCACCUACGCACACUCUACUAUACGACCAAGACUCUUGAUCCUUCUCGACCGAUCAACGACAACUGUGGCUGGGAACACGUCAUCACUGACCUGACCACUUUCCACGACUACGACGACCAUGAUGUGCUGGCAGAAUCCUGCAAGAAGAUGGAGGGUGGGAUUUUGAACCUGAAACACGGUGGCCAGGCAUGGCAUCCGAUUUUCCUUCCCAAGAUAAUGGACGGCUCCAUCGAGGUAGACGCUCCUCCACAGUACAACCCUGGUCUCCCAGUCAUAUGCACAGAGUUCGGCGGCGUCAACAUUGCCCCUGGGAAGUCCGAAGAGGCUGGAGAGAGAGACUGGGGAUACACAACCGCCAGUGACCCCGAAGACUUGCUCUCACGCUUUGAGAAGCUGAUCAUGGCUGUCGUUCAGGGAGGCCUCAUCUGCGGGCUUGUCUACACACAGCUAUGCGACGUCGAGCAAGAGGUCAAUGGACUCUACUCUUUUGGCCGACACGCCAAGAUUCCGGCUGCACGAGUAAAGGCCAUCCUGGAUGCCGCGCAAAAGUAUUACUACGAGAAGGUGGCGCCGAAAUAG
Thyridium curvatum is the source of this 1956-nucleotide messenger RNA. RefSeq lists its product as uncharacterized. The transcript is spliced from 3 exons. The coding region runs from base 1 to 1956 and encodes 651 amino acids. The record is from RefSeq and is a predicted model, not a curated record. Gene Ontology annotation, biological process: carbohydrate metabolic process. NCBI's taxonomy places the organism in Eukaryota, Fungi, Ascomycota, Sordariomycetes, Thyridiales, Thyridiaceae. Gene Ontology annotation, molecular function: hydrolase activity, hydrolyzing O-glycosyl compounds.